Molecule: messenger RNA, 201 nt
Organism: Sphenostylis stenocarpa
Lineage: Eukaryota; Viridiplantae; Streptophyta; Magnoliopsida; Fabales; Fabaceae
Source: the annotation of a GenBank genome assembly
AUGCACGAUCUUGAGAGGCAUAUUGUGAUACACAAUUAUAAAACCCUUUACUAUGAGCACCUAGUGAGGAACUACAAUACAACAUGUGAAAUAUACGUGGUGCAUGAAUCUGAAGAGGAAGAACAAGAGAAUUCGGGUCAAAUUCUAGUCAAGUUCAAGGUGAAGCCCCUUGGUGAAAAUUGCUAUCUCUCCCAUUGGUGA